ACACCGGGAUUCCAGCCCAAUGCCUGGGGCUGCCAGCCGUCCCACCUUUCGUAUCCUUUGGAUUCCUUGGACCAGCAGACAGAGAGCAGCCUCUACAGCUCCUGUUGCUAUGAUGAUACAGCGAGAUCAUUUUCCGCUGCUGCAGCCGUAGCAGCGGUCGCGGCGGCAUAUAUAAACUCCUCAAAUGUUGCCUCCUCCUCCUCCUUCUCAUCCAGCUACUUCCAACCGAGGACAUCGGAGACUAAGCAAUUUAUCAAUGAGUCGACCGAAAAUCAGAGGAUUUCUGGUAGUAUGCAAGAUCGAAAUAAGUGA
This is a messenger RNA of Mesocestoides corti, 312 nucleotides long. The record is from the annotation of a GenBank genome assembly. Lineage: Eukaryota; Metazoa; Platyhelminthes; Cestoda; Cyclophyllidea; Mesocestoididae.